UUCAAGAUGGGGGAAGAAACUGGAUAGGAUCAAGACCGACGAUGAAGGGGCUGGUCUUGUUGUGCUCUGUCGCCGCCCUGUGGCUUCAGGCGGCAGUGGGGCUGCCGUUGCACACCGAUUCACGGUGGAUCGUGGACGAACAAGGGCAGAGAGUGAAACUAAGAUGCGUAAAUUGGGUGUCGCAUUUGGAAGCGGUGGUGGCGGAGGGGCUUUCGAAGCAGCCCAUCGACGAGAUUACAAACCGUAUUGGGUUAUUAGGAUUCAACUGCGUGAGGCUCACUUGGCCACUGUUUUUAGCCACAAACGAGUCUUUGAGUUCCCUCACCGUCCGGCAAUCAUUCCAGCGGCUGGGUCUGAGGGAAGCCAUCGCCGGAAUCCAAGCCAAUAACCCCUUCAUCAUCGAUCUUCCGCUCAUAAAGGCUUUUGAGGCGGUGGUGGGGAGGUUGGGGGAGGCGGAGUUGAUGGUGGUAUUGGACAAUCACAUCAGCAAGCCAGGGUGGUGCUGCAGCAACUUCGACGGAAAUGGGUUCUUUGGGGAUCAGUACUUCAACCCGGAGAAGUGGAUCGAGGGGCUCACUAGAAUGGCUACCAUGUUUAACGGCGUGGCCCAUGUUGUUGGUAUGAGCCUUAGGAAUGAGCUUCGUGGCCCAAAGCAGAAUGUCAACGAUUGGUACAGGUACAUGCAAAGAGGGGCGGAGGCAGUUCACGCAGCAAACCCAGACGUUCUUGUAAUUCUCUCAGGACUUAGCUUCGACAAGGACUUAUCUUUUCUCAAAACCCAACCCAUAAACCUCACAUUCACAGCCAAAUUAGUGUACGAGGUUCAUUGGUAUGCAUUUUCCGACGGCUCCUCAUGGCAAUCAGGCAACCCAAAUCAAGUCUGCGGAAGAGUAGUCAACAACUUAAUGAAAAUGUCCGGAUUUCUCUUAGAACAGGGGAUGCCUCUGUUUCUGACCGAAUUCGGAGUCGACCAAAGAGGCACCAACGUCAACGACAACAGGUAUCUAAGCUGCUUCCUGAGCGUCGCAGCCGAGUACGACCUCGAUUGGGCGGUGUGGACGCUCGUUGGAAGCUACUAUUUGAGAGAAGGGGUUGUUGGGUUGAACGAGUUCUACGGGUUGCUUGAUUGGAAUUGGUGUAAUCCUAGAAAUUCUAGCUUCCUCCAAAGGAUCUCCGCCCUGCAGACACCCUUCCAAGGCCCAGGACUAGCCGAAAGAAGGCCUUACAGUGUCAUGUUCCACCCAUCAACUGGGCUAUGCGUGGGGAGGAAGUCGCUAUUGGACCCACUAAGAUUAGGCCCAUGCGCCGAUUCAGAUCCUUGGUACUACACGCCGCAGAAGUUUUUAACUCUCAAAGGCACGUACUUUUGCAUACAAGCGCAGGACAUGGGGAAGCAGCCGAGAUUGGGGAUAAUAUGUACUGUCUCAAAUGCUCAAUGGGAUAUGGUUUCUGAUUCAAAGAUGCAUCUUUCUUCGAAACUCGACGAUGGAUCCGUGGUUUGCUUGGACGUUGACCCAAGUAGUAAUGAAAUUGUCACCAAUGCUUGUAAAUGCUUGAGUCGGGACUCGUCGUGUAACCCGAGUAGCCAAUGGUUCAAGCUCGUUAAUAGUACUAGAAGCUUGGGCGCGGCAAGGUCGAUGAUUAGUAUGGUGGGUUCUUCUUUGUCGUCCAAUCUUGUGCCUAAGUUGUUUGUGCAGUAAUUGUUAAGGCUAAAUUAAAGAGAAAAAAAACAUGCCCCCAUGCAGGAUCGAACUACAGACCUUCAGUUUACAAGACUGACGCUCUACCACUGAGCUAUAGGGGCUGUUGAUGUAAAUCAAGAUUUGAAAUUAUUACAUGCAAUUUCAUGGA
Messenger RNA from Cucurbita moschata (crookneck pumpkin), 1851 nucleotides. RefSeq lists its product as uncharacterized. Gene Ontology annotation, molecular function: hydrolase activity, hydrolyzing O-glycosyl compounds. Bases 42 to 1700 code for a protein of 552 amino acids. The record is from RefSeq and is a predicted model, not a curated record. The transcript is spliced from 3 exons. NCBI's taxonomy places the organism in Eukaryota, Viridiplantae, Streptophyta, Magnoliopsida, Cucurbitales, Cucurbitaceae.